AUGGCAGAUGACAAUGGUAUCAUCACGCUAGGACAAGAUGGCACGAUCAGCAAAUGGACACGAAACAACCAGAACCAUUGGCAGUGGGCGAAGCUCCUCGAUGCGGGGAAGGAGGAAUCCAUCAGCUUCACCUACAACAGAGAUCGUCUUGCUGUUGCAUUUCCUCGCUUCGGUGUCAAGGUGUGGUUAUGGAUCAAAGGCACAUGGCAACCACAGCGGUCCAUACUUCGACAGAAUGUGACGUGUAUCAGGUUCGUCGAGGACGGCGAGGCAUUACUUGGAGGCACUAGCGACGGCGUAUUAUGGUAUUGUCAAGUGCCCAAUGGGACGCUCCGAGCCUACGCACGACACCUGGACGUCAGUCCGAACGGAACCCAGGCCCUUGUGUCUCAAGUAGGCGCUCGUGCACAUCUUGUAGGCAUUCAAGGAAUGGAUCGCAAAGGCAAAAUCGAGCAGGUAUAUGCGAUGAACGGAGACUCGAUAAGCGACGCAAAACAAUCCCCCCCUGCGGUGUUCGUCAAUGGUGGUCGUUCUGUGGUAUUUCAUAGCAGAGAUUCUUCCUGUCUGGUCUGGAACAAAGGGAAAGGCGAGGUUUUGAGUGGUCUGGAUCAUGGAGAUAGUACGUCAAUUAGGAUUUUUGCUCGGGGCUUUGACCGUGCAUCUCAUUCAUACAUCGUCACGGGAACUGCACAAGGCCUUUUGUCGUGGUGGAACUCCCCUCCCGAUCAGUGA
Messenger RNA from Suillus clintonianus, 732 nucleotides. Its product is annotated as WD40-repeat-containing domain protein. NCBI's taxonomy places the organism in Eukaryota, Fungi, Basidiomycota, Agaricomycetes, Boletales, Suillaceae. The coding region runs from base 1 to 732 and encodes 243 amino acids. Gene Ontology annotation, molecular function: protein binding. The record is from RefSeq and is a predicted model, not a curated record. The transcript is spliced from 6 exons.